CUGACUUAAUGAAUACUGAAUUUAACUGAAUAUUUAUUUUAUUUGUGCAACUGCAAGGCACGCAAAUUAUUGUGGUUGAUUGAGAACCGAAUGUGCGAUGCCAAUAAAUAUUGAAUUACACCGGGUGGAUAAGAAGAUUUAAUGGAUUUCUAAUGAACGUUACUGCUUUCAGUGUUCAUGUUAAAUGAGCUCGUAAUAGCGCUCCAAAUUCACUCAUAAGUCUACAGAAUUUCGAAUAGAAAAUGCAACAAUGUUCUAAUUUGUUUCCCAAUAAAGAGGCAUUUAUUAUUUUCGCCCUUUAUAUAAUUCUCUUCGUGUUCCAAGGUGUGUUCGUAACAGCAUCAAAGACAGAAAAUGGUGGAUAUGACUACAACACAACACUUGUGGUUUUCCUAUCGGAACUCCUCAAAUUAUGUGCAUCAGCAUUUCUGUACACCUAUAGAAGAGACAAUAAACCGCAUAUAUUCCGAGCCAUCGCCAUAAACUACAAACUACUGCUCCUGUACUUCAUACCGUCAUUGUUGUAUUGUUUCUAUAACAAUUUGGCGUUCAUUAAUUUGUCACAUUACGACCCCACGUCGUACUACAUACUGCUGCAGUUCCGGGUAGUGUUAACUGCGCUAUUAUUUCAGUUCCUUUUCAAGAGAAAGCUAGCUUUCAUGCAAUGGAUCUCACUAGGCAUAUUAACCGUGGGAUGUAUGAUCAAGAACUUCGAUGCAGCUUCAAUACAAUCCAAAGGCGACUCGGAUCUCUGGUCACAGCUAUUCAACAUUUAUUUCGUAUCUAUUAAUUUCCAGAAUUUCUGCUCAUGUCUGGCUGGUACAUAUAACGAAUAUUUGUUAAAAACUAAAGGCUCGAAUGUCGACAUGUUCCUACAAAAUGUUUUUAUGUAUUUGGAUUCGGUUAUUUGCAAUUUCUUCAUUCUAAUGUUCAAAGGCGAAUUAGGCACGAUAUUCGAUGACUUUGGUUCACUUGCUGAUACUUUUGUAGUACUUAUCACAGUAAAUAGUGCUGUGGUAGGUAUAGUUACUAGUUUCUUCUUGAAAAAUUUAAACUCUAUUUUAAAAACAUACGCGAGCGCUUUGGAAUUGGUUAUAACGGCUGUAGUUUGCUAUAUACUAUUUAAUAUUGUGAUAACUGCUUUCACAGUGAUAUCAAUAUGUCUAGUCAGUAUUGCUGUCGCUAUGUAUUUUAAAAAUCCAGUUAGUAAUGUCAACAUGAAUUUAGCUGAUGGCAAAGAUAAGGAACCCCUUAUAGAAGUUACAACAAAUAACUGAAUCGAUAGAUUGUAGGUAGUUGAUUCUAAUGACAUUCUGUAUUAUAGUUUCUUAUGAAUUUUCAUGAUUAUAAUAAAUAAUAAAAAUAUACGUGUAUGCGUAUGCUGUAGUUUAAGGAACAAAAAUCUGGUGACGAUAAGCUGAAAUUGCCAAAUAUAGAUGCGACUCGGAACAACACAGAAACCCUUUUGGGUAUCAGCAAUAGGUAUAUUGUAGGGCAUUGGGCGUCAUGUGCUUUUCUGUGCUCGGAAGUUAGUGAUGAACUGCCAUUAAGUUUGGUGAGAACUGUACAUCAUACCCCAUUGUGUGCUCGAUGUUGCUAUGUAACUUUUGUGAGUAUAUCAUUGCUGAUUAUAGGUAUUCAUUAUAACAGCAAUAUUAACAUCACAUAUAUAGUUUAGAUGCCAUAUUACAAUGUGGAUCAUUAUUUGGUCAUUAAAAGUAUUAAGUUAGUAUUAGUACCUACUAAGGCUACUAAGAUUUAUGGCUGUAAGCCAGAUUCUAUGCAUAAAAACCAAACAUUACCAAAUAGACAAUAUUAAUUCUUUGAUUUAUUGUAAUAAUAUCUUUCAAAAUA
This is a messenger RNA of Helicoverpa zea (corn earworm), 1854 nucleotides long. It is a transcript of the gene senju, whose product is annotated as UDP-galactose transporter senju. Gene Ontology annotation, molecular function: UDP-galactose transmembrane transporter activity. Bases 243 to 1277 code for a protein of 344 amino acids. Gene Ontology annotation, cellular component: Golgi membrane. The record is from RefSeq and is a predicted model, not a curated record. NCBI's taxonomy places the organism in Eukaryota, Metazoa, Arthropoda, Insecta, Lepidoptera, Noctuidae. Gene Ontology annotation, biological process: pyrimidine nucleotide-sugar transmembrane transport. The transcript is spliced from 4 exons.